Neopelma chrysocephalum (saffron-crested tyrant-manakin) is the source of this 1612-nucleotide messenger RNA. RefSeq names its product interferon gamma (gene IFNG). Gene Ontology annotation, biological process: immune response. Lineage: Eukaryota; Metazoa; Chordata; Aves; Passeriformes; Pipridae. Bases 896 to 1393 code for a protein of 165 amino acids. The record is from RefSeq and is a predicted model, not a curated record. Gene Ontology annotation, cellular component: extracellular region. Gene Ontology annotation, molecular function: type II interferon receptor binding. The transcript has 4 exons.
GUUUCAGGGUUCUGUAUGUAGAGGAGAUUAUCCUGUCUGUCUUCUUCACCUGGGCUUAUUUCUUCUAUGUCUUUCAUAUUCUACACACAUUAGUGCAAAUGAAUGGGAAGGUGGGGAACUUUAUUAUUGCCAAGCAGAAAUUAAUGUCUUAAGUACUAAAUAUUCUCCAGAGUAGACAACCAUAGAGGAAUUUAAUAUGAUGCAUAAUUGCAUCCAUGCUAGAACAUCAUUUCCCCUGAGUUUAAUUUGAAUCUGGAGGUGAAGAAUGAGAAAGCAGCAGAAAUACAUUUUAGACCAUGGAAAGAAUGCAAAUAGUGUUUCCAAGAGGACAGCAGUAGGAACAAUGUUUAAAACUCUAAGUGACUCUGAAGAAUCCCAUGGCAAUCUCAGUGGUUACUUUAAAAGAAUACCAGAAAUGAGUUGACUGUUAUACUGACCCUUUAACCACAACAUACGAUUUUUUUUUCAGAUAGCAUGUACGAAUAUGCUUGGGCCACAAUGCAUACUACUCUAUCAGUAUCAUAAUUUCCCCCCUUUCCCCAACCACGUGUAAAAGAAACUUCAGAAUCUGCCACGUAAAUGUUACCCAUUGAUGAACCACUGAAAUUUUUUCCAGGACCAUGCUUUAACAAAGAUGCUUUCGAGGGAUUCCCUUGUUCAGCCAAAAAUGAAGGGUUCUUAUCUAACACUAUCUUGUCUAAAUAUACACAGCCUGUGAUGACGAAAUAAAAAAAUUUUGAGACCAGGUAUAAAUACCACUGACAGGCAGAUGAAGUUCAUUCGUCUACUUUCUUCUAAUAGAAGGUUUAACUAUUAGAAGUUGAAGUACACUGCUCUUAGACCUGACAUCUCCCAGAACUUAUCUGAGCAGUUUAACUGAACCAUCACCAAGAAAAUGACUUUCCAAACCUACAGCUUGUUUGUUCUGUCUAUCAUCAUGAUUUAUUCCGGACGUGUUGAAAAUAGAUUAAAUCUGCUUCAACUUCAAGAUGAUAUAGACAAACUUAAAGCUGAUUUUAACUCAAGUCGUUCAGAUGUAGGUGAUGGCGGACCUAUCUUUACGGAGAGAUUGUCAAACUGGACAGAAAGAAAUGAAAAAAGGAUAAUCCUGAGUCAGAUUGUUUCCAUGUACUUGAAAAUCCUUGAAAACACUGACAAGUCAAAGGCACAUGUCAGGAACAUAUCUGAGGAGCUCCACACUUUGAAAGAAAGCCUUUCUGAUGGCUCAAAGAAGAUGGAAUAUCUGAGGAACCUGACAGAGCUUCAGGUGAAUGACUCGAAAAUUCAACGUAAAGCUGUGAAUGAGCUGUUCAGUGUCUUACAAAAACUGGGGGAUACUACAAGUCCUUAUGCAAGAAAAAGAAGCCUGUUUCAGAGGCAGUGCAAAUGCUAAUGCCAUCUUAUGUUCUUUCAUACUGAGUUACCGUGCAAAUCUUGUUGUGACAUACCUUUUUUUAUUUUAAGGUUUCUGUUGAAUUUUUAUACAUUUAUUUAUUAAUAUUUAAGUAUUUUAAAUAAUUAUUUAUAAAGAAAUACUGAUCAAAGUAUUUAUAUGCCCUACUACUACGUAAGAAAUAACUUUGUCUUAAAAUUUUGUCUAUUUGUUAUAUGU